CCAUUGUGUGAAGGUGUGUGACAACCCCGGACCCACAGAAGUCCCUUCCUAUACAUGUACUUGUUUACGAACCUCGCGGAUUAAGUGUGUACAUCUCUUAUGGAUUGGAUUGGCAGACAGAAUAUGAUACAUCUAGGGUGAGAACGUCACUUGCAAUAGAAUGUGUGAAGGUAUUGGAUCAAGUUGUGAAUAAUUACUCUUAGCCCUUUGUGUAGUAGGACUGUAUGACACCGGUUGAUUCGAACUCAAUACAUCAGAGAGAUACCGACAACUCGCCCCACAUUGCCACUGCGACCGUGAGCGUCGAAAGGAUGCGAAAGUAAAAUAAUCGAGAAAUCUCCUUUGAGGGAAGACAGAGGUGCGUUCCAAAUUGAAAUGGCCGGCAGUGGGUUGCAGGUGUCGACCCGUGGACCACCGCCCGGGUUGGCCUUCAACCUAGACGAGUGGGUACCGUGUGAGGUGUACCUGGGCUGCACCGAAAAGAGAGAGACAGACACGGCCACCAGUGCCGACUUGGCUCGGGUGGUCGCCAAGCUCCAUCGACGCCAUGAACGUGACCGUGGAACGGUUCUGGGCCAGUCAUCUGCAGCAUCAGAGGUGUAUGUCAAGGUUAUACCUCCUGGAUUUAUUCUGAGGGUCAUCCCGUCCUCCCGAGACAACCAGGAGACCAAUAGCCCGCAAGAGGGUAUCAGAGAAUUCUUCGAGACAGUCCGCAUAGCAAGAUGCUCCGCCAACCACGAGCCGUGCAAUCGCACUCUCAUCUGGGUCUACAACCGCCGCUCCCUCGAUGGCGGGACGGCUGGGUCAGACGGACGGGUGGAGUGUCACGGCGUAGUGUGCCGGGACUUAAGGGACGCCACCCGACUGGCUAACACGCUGGCCGCGGCCUUCUACGAGAUGAGACAACAUCCUGUGUCAAUCGGUAACGCCUUUGGCGCUGUGGGCGGCGCGGUCAGUAUGUCAGGGCUCAUGCAGAGUGUGCCAGGGGAGCUCCCUCCGGCUUACACGCCCGCGGAUACCAGCGGUGAAGUCGCUGUGCCAGAGCCCCGGUCCAGACGGGCCAGAAGCCGUGGAGGCAGACAGAUGCGAGUCCUGGAAGUCGCUACAAUCCACCAAGGAGAGGACCUCGAGGAAGGUUCCCAACUGGAUCUGAGCCCCAGGUCAACUGGUUCCAUGAGCCCAAGGGAUGUCUCAUCCCCACCAAAUGCCGCCGGCACUACGCGGAACUCCACCGUGUCUCUGCACUCUGCCGUGGCCAUCUCCGAGGUCAGGUCUCCAAGAGGCCAACGGUACGGAGGCAUGCCAGACGUGGCAGCUGACCCCUGGGGAAACCCUGUCGGAUAGACCCUAAAAUAUAGGCAGGAGUGUUAGCCUCAGCUUAAUGAGUUGCUUAUAAUACUAAUAGAAGACAAAAAUUGCUUAGAAUAUGGUGGGACCAGAUCGCACGAGCUGAGUCUAU
Molecule: messenger RNA, 1459 nt
Organism: Patiria miniata (bat star)
Lineage: Eukaryota; Metazoa; Echinodermata; Asteroidea; Valvatida; Asterinidae
Exons: 2
Coding region: 376-1344 (322 amino acids)
Source: RefSeq, a predicted model, not a curated record